Lagopus muta (rock ptarmigan) is the source of this 1872-nucleotide messenger RNA. It is a transcript of the gene WIF1, whose product is annotated as WNT inhibitory factor 1. Lineage: Eukaryota; Metazoa; Chordata; Aves; Galliformes; Phasianidae. Bases 44 to 1168 code for a protein of 374 amino acids. Gene Ontology annotation, cellular component: extracellular region; cell surface. The transcript has 10 exons. The record is from RefSeq and is a predicted model, not a curated record. Gene Ontology annotation, molecular function: signaling receptor binding. Gene Ontology annotation, biological process: anatomical structure development.
AGGGCCGGGGCCGGGAGCGGGACGGCAGCGGCGGGCGCGGAGCAUGGCCGCGGCGGGGCGGCUGUGUGCGGCGCUGCUGUGCGGGGCGCUCAGCCUGUGCGGGGUGCGGGCCGCGGCGCGGCAGCCCGACACGCUCUACCUGUGGAUCGACGCGCAGCAAGCCCGAGUCCUCAUCGGCUUCGAGGAGGACAUCCUGAUCGUGUCCGAGGGGAAGAUGGCCCCGUUCACUCACGACUUCAGGAAAGCUCAGCAGAGGAUGCCGGCCAUCCCUGUCGGCAUCCACGCCAUGAACUUCAGCUGGCAAGCUACCGGACGGGCUGAGUACUUCUACGAAUUCCUGUCCUUGCGCUCUUUGGAUAAAGGCAUCAUGGCUGAUCCAACUGUAAAUAUACCUCUGCUUGGAAUGGUUCCUCAUAAACCAUCAGUGGUUCGGGUUGGGUUUCCUUGCCUUGGAAAACAAGAUGGAGUGGCUGCUUUCGAAGUGAACGUGAUCAUAAUGAACGCAGAAGGCAAUAUCAUCCUCCAGACCCCUCAGAACGCCAUCUUCUUUAAAACCUGUCAGCAAGCGGAGUGUCCAGGAGGAUGCAGAAAUGGAGGGUUUUGCAACGAGAGACAUGUGUGUGAAUGUCCAGAUGGAUUCUAUGGGCCUCACUGUGAGAAAGCACUGUGUGCUCCUCGCUGCAUGAAUGGAGGGCUCUGCAUCACCCCUGGCCUCUGCAUCUGCCCCCCUGGCUUCUACGGCAUCAACUGCGACAAAGCAAACUGCACAACAACCUGUUUCAAUGGAGGAACGUGUGUCUAUCUGGGAAAAUGCAUUUGUCCUUCAGGAUUUGAAGGCGACCAAUGUGAAAUCAGUAAAUGCCAUCAGCCCUGUCGAAAUGGAGGAAAAUGUAUGGGUAAGAAUAAAUGCAAGUGCUCCAAAGGCUACCAAGGAGACCUUUGUUCAAAGCCUGUCUGCGAGCCUGGCUGUGGACUGUAUGGGACCUGUGCUGAGCCCAACAAGUGCCACUGCAAAGAAGGCUGGCACGGGAGGCACUGCAAUAAAAGGUAUGGAGCCAGCGGUCUGAGUGCCCCGAGGCCGGCCGGCAGCAAGCACAGGCAGUACACGCCUUCGCCCAAGAAGGCGGAGGAGAGGCACGCUCCACCCGAAUCCAAUUAUAUCUGGUGAGCUCCAACAUCUGAAAUGGUUCGUGUUACACAAAGUUCAUAGCCUUCAUUAACCUUUCAUGGAUGGGAUGUUAAAACGCUGUUCACUACAGUUUAGAUUACUGGCUGGAAUUUUAUUAGCUUCGUUAUAAACCACUGAGCUGAUAUUUACUAUUUCUUUUAAGUUUUAUAAAUACUUCUGUAGCAUGAUUACAUAGGCUUCUUCUUUCAGUGCUUUGGAUGGUUUUGUACUAUGCUCUGGUUAUGUUUUAAUUUCAUUUGUUUGUAUUACAUAUCUGCAAUAUAACAUUUUCCAAAAAUUAAAUAACAAUAUUCAAGCAGAAAAUUUCCUAGAUGCUAACCUGAAACAUUUCAGUGAUUGCAGAUUUUAGUUUGCCUAAACAAAGAAAAGAUGUCAGUUUUGUUGUGUAUUUAGAUUUUUCCCAAAGGAAAAUAAACAAAUGUUACCUAAUUUAAAAACUGAACUACUCCACUCGGCAUUAUUUUUUACCUUAAAAUGUUGCAAAGUUCUGUGUAUUAAAAAUACACUGCAGUGGUGCCAAUUAAGCAAUAUAAUAUAUUUUAAACAAAGUAGAACUGUAACGUAUGAACUUUUUGCAUUGGCUUGAAGCAAUAUAAUAUAUUGUAGACAAAACAGCUCUUAUAUAAUAAACUUUUUGUACUGACGGUUAUGUGUAAAAUAAAGAUGCUGCUUUAGUUUUUUGA